This is a messenger RNA of Sceloporus undulatus (fence lizard), 1326 nucleotides long. It is a transcript of the gene TFPI2, whose product is annotated as tissue factor pathway inhibitor 2. NCBI's taxonomy places the organism in Eukaryota, Metazoa, Chordata, Lepidosauria, Squamata, Phrynosomatidae. The transcript is spliced from 5 exons. Gene Ontology annotation, biological process: negative regulation of peptidase activity. The record is from RefSeq and is a predicted model, not a curated record. Gene Ontology annotation, molecular function: serine-type endopeptidase inhibitor activity. The coding region runs from base 92 to 775 and encodes 227 amino acids. Gene Ontology annotation, cellular component: extracellular region.
GCCUGGCCUCCUUUCGUCCAUAAUCUCCAGAAGAAGAAGAGAGAGGGAAAAGGAGUACAGCCUGGUUGGCUUUCGAGUCCCUUGCUGCGCGAUGGAGCUGACGAUGGCCACUAGAAACCUGCGGAUCUUGACCUUGGCUGCUGGCAUCUCUUUCCUUCUGGGCCUUGUUUGUCCCCAAAAGAUGCUGGAAGAUAGCACAAAGAUCUGUCUGCAGCCACUUGUUAAAGGAUCCUGCCGAGCAAUAAUUUCCAGGUGGUACUAUGACAGACACUCACAGACAUGCAAGGAGUUCACAUAUGGAGGCUGUGAGGGGAAUGACAACAACUUCUUGAGUUGGCAGGAGUGUUCGAAACGUUGCAGCUCAAUUCCGAAAGUGCCUAAAACGUGCAGACUGGAAGCUGAUGUAGGAAUCUGUAGAGGUUUAAAUCGGAGGUAUUUCUUCAAUCUCAAGACAAUGAGUUGUGAGCUAUUCUACUAUGGAGGGUGUAAUGGAAAUGAAAACCGGUUUGAUGAUGAAGAAUCCUGCAUGGACACUUGCAUGCCGAUAAAAACUGGCCCAUCAUUUUGCUACAGCCCAAAAGAUAAAGGAUUAUGUUCAGCUUCAGUGUCUCGUUUUUACUAUAAUAUAAAAACAAAAAGCUGUGAGGAAUUCAGUUAUACGGGAUGUGGUGGAAACGAUAACAACUUUACUACUGAGAAACUCUGUCUCAAGGUCUGCAAGAAAGCAGGGAGAAGGAAACCACGUUUUAUGAGAAAAAUAAAAGCCAGCACAUAAAGCUGUGAAGUUCCUGCAAAUGAAGAAGUCUGUAGUCCAGAGGCACUGUCUUAACUUACUUGGAACAUCUUUAUUCUGACGCUGUUACUGUUAUCUGCAGCUAUAAAACAAUUGCCUUACUUGAUAGUUUCUGAACUGUAGCAAAUCAAAGUUGCCAUGGUCUAGCAAGGACAAACUAUCUAUCACCAACCUUUUUGGACUGGAUCUUAUGUUUAGCAUGGGUGGUUUGCUAAGAGACACAAACACAUAACCUUCGCCUGAGUUUAUGGCUCUCAUGAAGGAAAUGUAAGAUACAGAAAUAGGCUCGACACAUUUUCUGUACACAAGGGUUUUUCUCAACCACUUGCUGAAAAUGAUUGAUACACUUUUGUAAUGACUGUUUAUGUGGCCUUAUCCCCUUGUCAUAUUGAUAGGGAUGGACAGAGCUUGAAAAUAUGACACCAGGACUGUAACUCCCAGAAUCCCCCAGCCAUUUUAGGGAGUUCUAAGAGCUAUAAUCCAAAAGUCAUUCUUCCAAGCAGAUAGGGAUAAGCUAUAGCUCAGUUACAGAU